AGGCUUUCAUUUGGGCCUUUUUGGACGCAAGCUUGCUUUGCCGACUGGCGACGUGGCGUGGGCGUUCAGGAGGGUUUUCUUCUAGUGUUUGAGUAGAGUGUGAAAGUCAGGCAGUGUCACCCUCUGCUGCUUUAAUUUGGCUCAUUCUUUUUUCAAUCUCUGUCUGUUUUUAAUUUUAAGUGAAAUUACUGAAGAAAACUAUUCAGUAUGAAUUCAUACCUGGUUCGAUGCCGCAAACAGACCUUGCCUCUUUUGAACUGUCUGCACGCGAGGGAAAUGAAGCACGGUGCUGCUUCGGUAAUUAGAGAUGAAUGCUGACUUCACAACUCCCAACUGACGCCCAUGAGAACCUGAGGGACGAUCGUCUCUCACCCACAUGUAGAGCAAUACUUGCAACACAACAGCACCAGCCACCUGUUCUGUACCUGGGAUCCUUUUGGGGGUUUUUCCUGGGACGAGCAGCGGCUUCGUCUCGUCUCGUUCGGGUUUGGAUGAGAAUUGGACGUUCGGCCCGGGACGCACGCGUCCUUCUGCGCGGAACCAAUAAGAGGACGGACGAGAAAGAGCAUUCUGACAUCCAUCGUGACGGAUUAGAAACGGACGCGUCGUUAUCUCGACAGGGGAUCAACUCGCGGCAACAAACCCGAGAUGAAGAUCCGCGUGGUCCAGAUCUGGGGGUUCCUGAUGACCGUGUUGGGCUGGAUCUUCGUGGCCUGCACCAUGGCCAUGGAGGGCUGGAAGAUCAGCGCCAUCGGAGGAAUGGGGGGCUCCUCCAUCGUAAAGGUGGCCUGGUUCUGGUCCAGCCUCUGGAGAUCCUGCUUUACAGACUCAACAGCUGUCACCAACUGCUAUGACUACCCCAUGCUCUGGUCCGUGGAGGGCCACAUCCAGAUAGUGCGAGGCCUGCUGAUGGCGGCUCUCUCCCUGGGCGUGCUGGGGUUCGUGCUCAGUCUGCUUGGCAUGGAGUGCACCUACAUUGGGGGGAAAGAGCGGUCGAAGUACCGGAAGAUCUACGCUGGGGCAUGGUGCCAUAUCAUCAGCGGUUUCAUGUCCACAUGUGGCUAUGCUGUCUAUGCGCAGUACGUCUCAGUGGAAUACUUCAGCCCCGACUUUGACGGCCUGAGGUACGACCUCGGCACCCCGAUGUUCCUCGGCUGGGUUGGUUCCGCCUUCCACUUGACCGGUGGCUUCUUCUACGUGUGGUCGGUGUGCAAGCCGCUCUGCGGAGGACAGACAACGGUGAUCAAAAUCAAGGCAACCAAAAUCCAGACACUCCCGGACCCGGAGCAGAACCAGUCCGCGCCGGCCGCGUCCGAGUCCUCCUCCGAGACCAAACUGUCCUCCGUGUCCGAACUGUCGUCCGAGUCUGAACUGUCGUCCGGGUCCGAGCGCUCAGACCUGUCCGCCAUCUCCUCAAGAUCGGCACGCACAUCCACAUCUGGACGCACGGCGGGGUCGGGGCGCUGGUCUGAAACCAGUAGAACCACCGGCUCCGCCGUGUGGUCGAUGUCCAGCGCGUCGACUUUGUCCGAGUCGAGGAGCAGCCGGACGGCGUCGUCGUUGUCAAGCAGCUCGAGGAGUAAAAGUUCAGCCUAUAGCCAAAACUCGUAUAUUUGAUUUAAUGCGAGUCACCAUGUGACGGACAAAUAUGGCGGAGGUUUUUUUAUUCAAUGUGUGACUGUGGUGAAAGCAAGAUGUGUUUUACUAUCGCAUGACCGAUCUUUCUCAUUUAACGUCUUUUUGCCCCGACUGUUCAUUUUUAUAAUAUGUAAUGUACCACAACUAGACGCAAUACCUUUAUUCAUUAAAUAUUACUCAUAACUGAGGCACACAUCCAUGUCUAAUAGAGCGGUAAGCCUGCGUGUAGCCAUAUAAAACAAAAAAUAAAAACAGUAAACAUGUUCUGCAUUGAUAUCAUUGUUUCGCACCAUAGAGGACACGAUCUCCCGCUUUUAUUUUGUUAAAUCACUGUUGGGACAACUUCCUUUAAAUGGUAGGAGGCAUUCAGGGCCUUCACAUCUGGCUUUAUUGGCUCCAUUUGUCAUCCUUUGCCAUGUUUAAAACUAUAUAUUAUUAUGCUAAGCUAAUUAUAUAAUAUACUAUAUAUACACAUGAUAUAAUAUAUAAUGUUUGAUCCAAUGUGUCAUGGACAGAAUAAAAAUGAAUCAAAACUUA
Messenger RNA from Gasterosteus aculeatus aculeatus (three-spined stickleback), 2175 nucleotides. RefSeq names its product claudin 10e (gene cldn10e). Gene Ontology annotation, cellular component: bicellular tight junction; membrane. Gene Ontology annotation, molecular function: structural molecule activity. The record is from RefSeq and is a predicted model, not a curated record. NCBI's taxonomy places the organism in Eukaryota, Metazoa, Chordata, Actinopteri, Perciformes, Gasterosteidae.